This is a messenger RNA of Lucilia cuprina (Australian sheep blowfly), 1826 nucleotides long. RefSeq lists its product as uncharacterized. Lineage: Eukaryota; Metazoa; Arthropoda; Insecta; Diptera; Calliphoridae. The record is from RefSeq and is a predicted model, not a curated record. The transcript has 3 exons. Bases 208 to 1509 code for a protein of 433 amino acids.
UUACAACGUUUCGCCUAUUCGAUCGGAGUGCUUUCAAAUCAAGAGAAAAGUAUAAAAUAAAUAUAAAUUUAUUUUGGUUUUCUUUUAAACAAAAAUGUGGUGGUGUAUUUAACAGUUAAUUGAAAAGUUUAAAUAUUUAAAAAAUUAUACAAAAAUUUGUUAACGUUUUUUGGAAAUUAUUUAAAUUUUAAUGGCUCAUUUAAGAAAAUGAAUCAUAUAAAAAGUUUACGCAAAUUUGGAACGAUUUAUCUAUGGAUAUUUGUGGUGAAAGUGUUGCAAGUAUGUGGCAGUAGUAUGAAUGUGAAUGCAAAUGGUGCAAUUGUUGCCCCUGCAUUGUUAAUGAAACCAUAUACAUAUCAAAUAUUUGAUGACUAUACGGAUGAAUUGUUCAAAGAACGUAAUGCUGUUGCAACACCAUUAUGGCAGAUAUGGGAUAAAAACUAUUAUUAUAAACGUUAUCCCCUAAUAACAACAACAACUACAUCAACAGCAAAAACCAAAGGCAACAAAGGAAAUUCUAUGACAUCAGGAGAAAUUACUUUUGAAAAUUUAAAUGAUUUUGAUAGUUAUAAAAUAAAAAAUGCAAUUUGGCCAAAACUAAAGCAUUCAAUAGAAGACAAAGACAUUAAUGACAAACAACGACGUCAUAGUUUACAACAAUUUGUAAUUGUUCAUGGUAAUCAAGGAGAUGGGAAUGUGGGUGACAAACAAGGAUCUUUGUCUAUAGCAAAUAUCCGUUAUAACAAACAAAACGAAAUGCUACCAAUUCUAAUGGAAAAACAUUUUAAAACAAAAGAAAAACAAAAUGUUAGAACAACAAAAAACACAAAACGCACUUACGCCAAUGAAGAUGAUGAUGAUUUGAAGAAGAAUUUAUUUCCUGUAAAGGAUGACAACAUCUCAAAUUAUCAUGUAAACGAUGUAGAAGAAACCAUUGAUGAGGGCAAUACAUCGGCAGAGGAAGACGUUAGCAACGGAAACGGAAAUGAAAAUUUAAAUUAUGCUGACAAUAAUGUUGUAAAUACUAAUUACAAGAUGGCUGAACGUAAUGACAAUGACCAUAAUAGGGAUUCGCAUGACAAACAACAGUCAUACACUCAUGCCAACUAUCUGAUAAGGAAGAGUGUCUUUAAGCCGUAUGAUAAACGUGCUAAACCAUCAAUUGUUCAUACGCCAUUUUUGCCAGCUGUCAGUGGAGGUGCCAUGACAAAUUUGGGUAAAUUUUUUCGCGAUCUUUCCAAAAAUGUCCACGUCAGCGAACAGUAUCAAUGGAAUUCCGAUGAACAAAAACUACUCGAAGGUGAUCCAAAUUUUGGCAAUAUACAACAUCAUCUUACCAAACCUAAUGCAGCAACCGAUCAACAAACUGCAGAAUGGAUUAAAGCCAUACGUUUCUAUAGACCAUCACAGAAGAUACGUUCAUUGGUGGCCAUGAAUCCACAUGGUCAAUGGGAUCAUAGCUCACAGUUUAUAGAUCCCAAUUAUAUGUGGGUGGGUUUGGGUAAAUAACAGAUUACAAAGAGUGGACGAUGUUAAAAAGAUUUUUUUUUGUUUGAACAAUUAAUAAAUUAUUAUUAAUUUUGUUGGUUUGUUUUUAUUUUGUAAAUUAACAACGAAUGCAAUCGAUGUCGUUUUUAUAUAGAUAUAUAAGUAAAAGAAUUAUAAGAAAAAUUUAUGAAAAACCUUUAAAGAACCUCAAAUAUUAAGUUGUGUGCUGUUUUAUGUGGUUUGAUUUUAAAUGUAUAUUUAAUAAAAAUUCUAUAAAUAUAUAUAUUAUGUAGUAUUAACUUAUUAAAGAAUAAAAUGUUCAGAUUAGAGAAAAUAUC